GGCACUAUAUUCAUACUGUCCGACUUCAAGCCGAUGGCUCGGCCCCUGUGCCGCGAUAUCGUGUUUUACAUAUCGACCACUUUUAUAGUGUGGCUGACGUUUUUGGGCGGCUCUAUCAAGAUGUCCCACUCGAUUGCAUUCAUUUGCAUCUAUUUAUUUUACAUCAUUACAGUCGUCGGCUCUGGCAUUAUAUACACUAAAUAUCUCAAUAAGAAAAAGACCGAAUCUAGCGAUGAACCGCCCGAAGAGAUGUCGGGUCGAGUGAGUAAACUGGUGUUCGCGCGCACAUACUUCGGUCGCCAGGCGUCCAAAGCCAAGCGCACGUCCAUUAAUGACAUGCAGGACGACAACUAUGAAGGAGUUGUACUCAGAAGAAUCAAAUUCCGCGAUAUCGGCGUUACGUCACCGCAAAGGAGACGCACCCUCUCUAACAUCCAUCAGCCCUACCAAAACGGCUCACAGCGGAAGAGUAUAUUCACGGUCUCUAAAGCAGACAAUGAAGAAGAAUUUCGGGGCAGAACUCAACGAAGCAAUACAAUAUCGGACGUCUCGUUCCCAAACCAUACACCAGUGGUGGGCGAGAAGAAAAGGGUCCUAUUAUUACAUCAAUUGAGUAAAAUAAGUAUGAAUAGCAUUUGGUCGUCAAAAUCGACAACAUUUGUGAUGAAUGAUUGGCACGAAUUCCUUAUGCAAAUCUGUCCAAUCGAUUGGAAAAGUUUCAAAACAGAUCCCAUCUAUUGGAAGAUAUUUGCCAUCUUUAAGUCUCCGAUUUAUUUCAUACUAACGAUUACGACACCAGUGGUGGACGAAGAGGACGAACGUAAUAAUUGGUGCAAAAUAUUGAAUCUUUUGCAUAUAAUAAUUAGUCCGCAGGCCUUCCUAUUCAUCACUGAAAUGUCAAACGAUCAAAACUAUAUAAUGGAGGGAAUAGUGUUUGGAGUGUCAAUACUGGUAGCGCUGGUCGUGUUCUUCACGUCGGAGACCGAGAAGCCGCCGGUCUAUCACUGGGUGUUUGCGUACUUCGGUUUCAUAAUCGCCGUCUCCUGGAUCUACGCUCUCGCCAACGAAGUGGUCGACCUCUUGACCGCAAUCGGCAUUAUCUUCAAUCUAAGUCACCUCCUGCUGGGCCUCACUGUCCUCGCCUGGGGUAACAGUGUUGGAGAUAUGUUGUUAGGAAUCGGUAUUCCCUAUACUGUGCUACUCAGUAGCGGUACAACAGUGACAUGCACGUAUUGGGAGACACAGGGAGUGAAGACCGUAAAUGUGAGUCUAUACACGAGAUUCACUAAACAAUGGUAUGAAUGGGAACAGGAUUUGUAUAAACGAUAUGGUAAAGUGUUUGGAGUCUACGAAAUCACAAAACCUGUACUCUUUGUGUCGGAUCCGGAAUUGAUUCGCGAUAUUCUGGUCAAAGACUUUCAUAUAUUUACAAACCGAAGGGACUUCCGUACGGGCGCUGACCCACUGAUGGACAAUAUGUUAGGUGCUGUACAGGACGAUCAGUGGAAGAAAAUCCGGUCAAUAAUGUCGCCGACAUUCUCGACGGGAAAACUCAAGAAAAUGAUGCCUUUGAUAGUCGAGUGUCGGAACAGUUUGAUCGACAAUUUGGACAAAAUCGCCAAAACU
This is a messenger RNA of Medioppia subpectinata, 1626 nucleotides long. The record is from the annotation of a GenBank genome assembly. NCBI's taxonomy places the organism in Eukaryota, Metazoa, Arthropoda, Arachnida, Sarcoptiformes, Oppiidae.